Cokeromyces recurvatus is the source of this 3782-nucleotide messenger RNA. RefSeq lists its product as uncharacterized. The record is from RefSeq and is a predicted model, not a curated record. NCBI's taxonomy places the organism in Eukaryota, Fungi, Mucoromycota, Mucoromycetes, Mucorales, Mucoraceae. Gene Ontology annotation, molecular function: P-type ion transporter activity; ATP hydrolysis activity; ATP binding. Gene Ontology annotation, biological process: intracellular calcium ion homeostasis. Gene Ontology annotation, cellular component: endoplasmic reticulum membrane. The transcript is spliced from 9 exons. Bases 117 to 3695 code for a protein of 1192 amino acids.
CACAAAACAAAUAAUUGACGCUGUUGCCGUGUAUACUACGCGGUUAUUUAGUUUGGUUUUUAUCAUAUAAUACAUCUCUUUCAUCAAACCAAACGAAAUCGUUCAAUUGCUCAAUAAUGACGCAAACACUUGUUCAAUCGGAACGAGUUGCUUCGGCUGCUUUGUUGAGACCAUUGCCUAAACAUUGGCACAUGUAUGUUUGGCCGUUUGUCAGCAUGUUUUACCCUGUUUUUAUUUAUGUAUACUUCUUUAAAUAUGAUGUUUAUCUUGGAUCUGAAGAAUGGACUUUUGUUUCACUUGGUAGUAUCCUUACUUUACAUGUUUUAACAUUUUUAGCAUGUCAAUGGAGUGUUAAUAUAAAAGCCCUUUUCACUUGUGUCAAGGAACCUAAUGUACACAAAGCUACCAUCAUUAAGAUUGUUCCUUUCCGUUACCAAGGAAAAGGUACACUUAUUCCACUUGAACAUAGCAAGAACAUUGACACAAAUGAGGAUGAAAUCUCUUUUCUAUUCCAACAAAAGAAAUUUAUCUGGAAUCCUGACAAAAAACAAUUUCAACAACUUCUUUAUCCCUCUGAUGUUAAUCGUAUUGUCGGUUUUUAUCAAAGUACAAAGGGUUUAACUACUAAGAAAGAAAUCGAAUCUCUUAGUCAUUCUUAUGGCAUGAAUAAAUUUGAUAUUCCUUUACCUACAUUUAUAGAACUAUUCAAGGAACACGCUGUUGCUCCUUUUUUUGUUUUUCAAAUAUUUUGUGUUGGGCUUUGGUGUUUAGAUGAAUAUUGGUACUAUUCUCUAUUUACUCUUUUUAUGUUGGUUGUGUUUGAGUGUACAGUCGUUUAUCAACGUCUUCGCACUAUUGGUGAAUUCCGUGGUAUGAAUCAAAAGCCAUAUCCUAUCUAUGUUAAAAGAGAAAAGAAAUGGAUCGAAAUUCAAAGUGACGAAUUAUUACCUGGUGAUGUUGUUUCUAUCACUCGUACUAAAGAAGAACAAGGUGUUCCUUGUGAUUUGGUUAUUGCAGAUGGCUCCUGUAUUGUAAAUGAAGCCAUGUUAUCUGGUGAAUCAACACCUUUAUUAAAAGAAUCUGUUGCUCUUAGAAGCCCUGAGGAGGAAUUUGAUUUGGUUUCUGCAGAUCGAUUAAAUGUGCUUUAUGGUGGUACGAAGGUACUUCAGGUCACUCCACCUAAACAUGAGGCUCCACCAGAUGAGGGUUGUGUUUGUGUUGUUGCUCGUACUGGUUUUGGAACAUCCCAAGGUGAACUAGUUCGUACUAUGAUUUUUUCAACUGAACGUGUUUCUGCUAAUAAUUUUGAAGCCUUAUUAUUUAUUCUCUUCUUAUUGAUAUUUGCUAUUGCUGCUUCUGCCUAUGUAUGGGAAGAAGGUGUUAAGAAUGAUCGUAAAAAGUCAAAACUUUUAUUGGAUUGUAUUUUGAUUAUUACAUCUGUUGUACCUCCUGAAUUACCUAUGGAGUUGAGUUUAGCCGUUAACAGCAGUUUAGUUGCUCUUUCUAAGUUUGCUAUCUAUUGUACUGAACCCUUCCGUAUUCCUUAUGCUGGUCGUGUUGACGUUUGUUGUUUUGAUAAGACAGGUACUUUAACUGGUGAAGAUCUCGUUUUUGAAGGCGUUGCUUAUGCUGAUAAAAGCAAACCUUUAACCGAACUCUCAAAAGCCACUGAGGUUCCUGAUUUUACCAAGUGGGUUUUAGCCAGUGCGCAUGCUUUAGUUCAACUUGAAGAUGGAGUUGUAGGCGAUCCUAUGGAAAAGGAAACCCUUAAAGCUCUUAAUUGGGAAUUAGGAUCUAAUGAUGUUGUUACUCCUAAAGGAGAAAAGCGUAGUCAUAAUUUACAUAUUCGUCGUCGUUAUCAAUUCUCUUCAGCUUUGAAACGUCAAUCUUCCGUUUCAACUUUAACACAUCCCUCUAUAAAUGGACAAAAGACCUUUAUUGCCGUCAAAGGCGCUCCUGAAACGCUCAAGACGAUGUAUACACAUAUUCCUAAAGAUUAUGUUGAAACUUAUCGUCAUUUUACGCGUAAAGGUAGCAGAGUUUUGGCACUUGGCUAUAAAAUGUUGGAUCAUCAGUUAACUGCUAACCAAAUUAAUGACCUGCCUCGUGAGUCAGUUGAAUGUGACCUUACUUUUGCCGGUUUUAUUGUCUUUACCUGUCCUUUGAAGGAAGAUGCUAUUGCUGCCUUAAAGGAAUUAAAUGAAUCUUCACACAGAUGUAUUAUGAUUACUGGUGACAAUCCAUUGACCGCCUGUGCAGUAGCUCGUGAAGUAGGCAUUAUUGAACGUGAUGUUUUGAUUGUAGAUAGAGACGAAACACGUAAGGACAAUCAAAUUGUAUUCCACAGUGUAGAUGAAUCUUAUCGUGUUGAAUUUGAUCCUUCUGAGCCUUUGGAUCAAGCCCUUUUGGAUAAGUAUGAUAUUUGUUUAACCGGUUUUGCCAUGAGUCAAUUUAUGCUUCAUAAGGAAAAUAUGAACAAAAUCCUUGAGCACACUUGGGUUUAUGCACGUGUAUCUCCUUCUCAAAAGGAAUAUCUUUUGACAGGAUUAAAAAAUUUAGGCUAUACUACAUUAAUGGCUGGUGAUGGUACAAAUGAUGUUGGCGCCUUGAAGCAAGCACAUGUUGGUGUGGCACUUUUGGAUGGAACUCCUGAAGAUCUCCAAAAGAUCGCUGAACGUCAACGUAUUGAACGUAUGAAGGCCAUGUAUGAACAACAAAAGAGUAUUUCUGCUCGUUUUAAUCAGCCACCUCCUCCACCUCCUCCUGCUAUUGCUCAUCUUUAUCCUGAAUUCGUUGCUCAAUCUGCUCAACAACAGAAUCAGAAUUUAACACCUGCUCAAAGAAGACAAUUGGAGCAAAAGAAAAAGAUAGAAGAAGCUACACAAAAGAUGUUGGAAGGUAUGGAUAUGGAAGAGCCCCCUACUAUUAAAUUCGGUGAUGCUUCAGUUGCUGCACCUUUCACUUCUAAACUUCGUAAUGUGACUUCAAUCAACAACAUCAUUCGUCAAGGUCGUUGUACACUUGUAGCAACAAUUCAAAUGUACAAAAUUCUAGCUUUAAAUUGUUUAAUUUCUGCUUAUAGUUUAUCUGUUUUGUAUCUGGAUGGUAUUAAAUUUGGCGAUCUUCAAGUGACGAUUUCUGGUAUGUUAAUGGCUGUUUGUUUCCUUUGUAUUUCUCGAGGUAAACCACUCCAGAAAUUAUCUAAAGAACGCCCUCAGCCAAACAUCUUUAAUCCUUACAUUAUUCUAUCUGUCAUGGGACAAUUCGCUAUUCAUAUUAUUGCUUUGAUUUAUAUUAAUGGUCUUGCUAAAUCUCUUGAACCACCAAAGGAAGUUGAUUUGGAGGGUGAAUUUGAGCCUAGUUUAUUAAAUAGUGCUGUUUAUCUUAUUCAAUUAUCUAUGCAAGUAUCUACCUUUGCUAUCAACUAUCAAGGUUAUCCUUUCCGUGAACGUAUUCAAGAUAAUAAGGCCUUAUAUUAUGGUUUAAUGUCUGUCGGUGGUGUUGCCUUAGCUGGUGCUACUGAGUUAUGGCCAGAGGUCAAUGAUCAACUUAAGCUUGUUCGAUUCCCUGGAACGUUCCGUUAUAAGUUAACGCUCUGUAUGAUUCUUGACUUUGGUAUUGCUUAUGGUAUUGAGAAGAUAACAAAGUUUUUAUUUGCUGAUAACCGUGCCAAACCAAUUGCCCGAAGAGAUUGAAGAGAAUGGGUUUGAUACAUUUCUUAUAUAUGUAUUUGUUAGAUAUUAUAUAAAAUAAAAUAAAAUAUAAUAAGAUAAAAUAAAUUG